AUGUCGUCGUCAUCUUUGAACACUACAGAUGCUCUUCUUGAAGAAGCUGCUCAAUCCACUCUCAACUUGGAAAACGAACAAACAGAAACAACCGUGCCAUCAAGCUUUUACAUUCCAAAUGAAGCAGAUGUUUUUACAGUGUUCAUCAAGACUCUCUCGGGAAGCAAGUUGAAAGUACAAAUUACAAAAGGAGACUCUACAAUAGAAAUUAAACAAUUGCUUGCUGAGUGCAUUGAAACUUGCUACAUGACAAAUUACGAGUUCAAAGUGAAGGGAAAAACAUUGAAUGACUUUUCCGAAAUUGCAGACUAUCCAGAAAUUGUAGACGGAGUUGAAAUUACAAUGAAUGCCUUACCAUAUGAUGCUAAAUCUGCUCGCGUUCACGUGUACCGCCUCAGAGAACUUCUCUAUUCCAAGGUGAAUGAAUUAUAUUUGAGUACGGGAAUUAUCCACUCUUCUUCCAAACAUACUCAACAUUCGUAUCCUUCCUUCAUUAAUUCUGUGCAGUCGGAGCCUUACAAUGAUUUGGGUCAUGCAUUGAAUUGCGACUUGGAGUUGCUUCAAUUGGAGGGACAACCCAUGAGCCUCAACGCAUUCACUGCUUCAGCCUCUUCUUCUUCAGAGGAAGGAAAGAAGAAGAAGAAGAAGAAAUCAUCAUCGAGUACUGCUUCAACAAAAGUGGAUCGUGUUGAAUUGAAAACAUCCGUUCUCAUGGAUGAAGAGGAAAUGGCACAAGGAGAACCAUCCGGAGCAGAAAAUAAGGGAGCUGCUUCUAGUAAUGGAUCCGAAACGAGUGAAAAGAAACAAGGUUUUACAAACAAGAUUAGUGUUGUGGAAUUACCUCACACUCCUGAUGAAUUGAAUACCAAGAAUUUAUAUGAUCCAGAAUCAUUCAAAAUGGCAUCUUUGGAACCUAUUAUUAUGCUUUCCAAUACUGACCUUCCAAAAUGUUUGAAGAGUAUUACAUUCUCUGCAUGGAAUCCUGUUCCAGAGAGCAGAAAGUUGAAGGGAGAUUUGUUCUACUUACAAGUCGAAACUUUGGAAAAUACCAUUGUGCAUCUCACAGCCAAUGCAUCUGGAUUCUAUGUGAACGGCACGAAGGGAAGUAAAUUCAAUCCAAUGCCUGCAAAUAAGCCUCACAAGAAUCAAACCUUAUUGGGACUAUUGUGUGAUAUUUCUCCACUCUUUAGAACUAAUUUCCCAAAACUUUUGAGUGCUCGACACAAGAAGCAUCCUUUCGAAGUCACUCCAGUUCCAUUCUCAGUCAAUCAAUGGAUUAACAUUGAGGAAAAGCAUGAAUAUGAUCCAAAUAGAGCAGAAGAAUCAUUCUUUACCAUGCUUGGAGCUGAUCCACGAAUUCAACAACGAGAAUGGAAUGAAGAGUAUCAGAGCUGCAAGGAACUUCCUUCUGGAACCAUGGAAGACAGAUUGACUCGUGAUCGAACUCUUUUCAAGAUUCACUGUGAUUUUGUGGAUGCAGCUGUGAAGGGAGCUAAGGCAGUCGUUGAAAAGUAUCUCUCACCCAUUAAUCCCAUUGACAAGAAGACUUCACAGGUCUACAUUCAGAAUAAUAUUUUCUUUAGCUUCUCCAUCAAUAGCGAAGAUGCCAAGGAUGAGAAUGACAUGGAUAAAUUUGCCUAUCAAAAUGCCAACAAUGAUCUCAAGGGAGUGAUGGCUUUCAAUGAAGCUGAUGUUCGUGGAAUUCACACUUUAGCUUCUGCCAUCAUUGACUACAGAGGAUAUCGAGUAGUUGCACAAAGUAUCAUUCCUGGUAUUUUGCAAGGAGAUCAAGGUUCCAGACACGUGUACGGUUCCAUCGAUGAGGGUAAAUCUUUUGUCACUGAUCCCAAGUAUCACGCACUCAUGAAAGAAGCUGCAGAAAAACUUCAUAUUAAGGAACAUGUAGUGUUGGAUGAGACUGGAAAGGAGCAUGUUCUUGCUUGCCCAGCCGAAUGCAAGGGUAUUGUUGGUUCUGAUGGUCGUUUCUAUGUGUUGGACCUGAUCAAAACCACACCAAAGGAUGUCAACUUUCCUGAUGUCAAGACAGCCAUUUUGAGACCUGAACUCGUGCAAUUCUAUGUGGCUACUCAUUCUUCAAAGCAGAAUAUAGAAUCUACCUUGCCAGAGCAGCAAAAUGGAGCUGUGGAAAGUGUUGUUGCCAACGCAAACGAUUUGACAACAAGUGCCUCAGAAACCACUCCUACUCAACAAAGUGAGCCAUCUAUGGCAUUCAAUACUGAUGUCUUCUCUCAAAACAAGGUUGGAGGUACUGAAGAACAAACCCAACAAGACAAGGAAGAGGUUACCAAGCUUGCCAAAUAUCUCAUGGAAGUUGUCUUGCCAAAGUUUGUCAAAUCUUUCAGAGUUAAGGAAGAAAAUCCUUUUGAUGGUAAAUCACUCACAGAUGCCAUGCAUGAGAGAGGUAUCAAUAUGAGAUAUUUGGGUUCAGUAGCAACCAUGGCCGCUGAGAACAGCAUUCCUCAUCUUGUUUCGAUGAGUGAGCAAGAAAUGGUGACUCGAGUGGCCAAACAUAUUUUCAACAAGCACUUGCGAAAUGUUGAGGAAGGUAAUAUGGGUACAUUCAUUACCAAAUUCAUGAAUUUAUUAUUUGGAAGUAAUGUUCCAGUGGUGGAAGAAUCAAAGAAAUCAUCAACUGCACCCUAUGAAACACUCACUCAAACUCAACUCCUCUCACAAAUUAAGGAGGAAGUCAAGAAUCAUUUCAAGUACGAUUUACCAGAAGGUUACAUGACAAAAUUGCAAAAAAUCUCCACAGUGAGAAGUUUCUGCAUGAAAACAGGUGUUCAAAUUGCUCUUCGAGAAUAUACUCUCAAUUCUCCUGCUCCAUUCACAUCCAAUGAUAUCUUGGCUUUACAACCUUUGGUCAAACACAGCACACCACGAUCCAAGACAGCAUACAGUUUGUUAGAAGUUGGAAAACAACAACUCACAAAAGGUAACUUUGAAAAGGCAUUUGAAUUCCUUUCCCAAGCCAUUAUCAUGUUCCAACAAAUUAAGGGACCAAUGAAUAGUGAAGUGGCCACAUGCUUUAGUUACCUUGCAACCAUUCUCUUCAAUGCAUCAGAUUUACCACAAUCCUUUUUGCAUCAACACAACGCAUUACUCAUUUCGAGAAGAGUGAUGGGAAUUGAUAGUUCCAUUAUUUGUCAAAUUCAUCAAUUGCUAGGAUUGUUGUGCUUUAAUGUGGGCCAAGCUGAGUUUGCUUUAAAGCACUUUUUAAGAGCUAGGUACAUGCACUUGUUGUGUUGUGGAUUUGAUCACCCAGAUCUCGCUCAUAUCAUGCUUAAUAUUGCCAUGAUGUAUCAAGACAUGGGAGAUCUUCCACGAUCUCUCAAAUACUUGUUGGAAGUGUUGAGAAUUUAUAAUGUCACUUUGGGCGAAACAUCAGAUCAAGUAUGCACCACUCUCCAUGCCAUUGCCAUGACUCAUAACUUUUUGAGACAAUACAAAACAGCAGCAACCUAUGAAAGAAAGAAUUUUGUUAUUCUUAAGGAAAAGUAUGGUGAAAAUGAUGCAAGAACCAAGUCUUCUCAACAAUGGUUUGAACACUUUACUGGAAGAGCUGUUGCUGUCGAGAGAGAACUCAAACAGGGAGAGCAAGAAGCUAUGAAAUUGUGGAAUUUGCAACAAUCCAUGGCAGCCAAUCAAACCUUAAGCAAAAAGCCACCUCUUGAAAUUUUGAAUUUAUUGAAAGAGGAUGAGCAAAAGCUUUCCAAUUUAAUUUUCCCUCAACCCACCACAGAAAAAAAGACAUCUAAGUAA
Naegleria fowleri is the source of this 3783-nucleotide messenger RNA. RefSeq lists its product as uncharacterized. NCBI's taxonomy places the organism in Eukaryota, Heterolobosea, Eutetramitea, Acrasida, Naegleriidae. The transcript is spliced from 2 exons. Gene Ontology annotation, molecular function: protein binding. Gene Ontology annotation, biological process: organelle organization. Bases 1 to 3783 code for a protein of 1260 amino acids. Gene Ontology annotation, cellular component: cytoplasm. The record is from RefSeq and is a predicted model, not a curated record.